Phytophthora nicotianae INRA-310 is the source of this 3537-nucleotide messenger RNA. RefSeq lists its product as hypothetical. Gene Ontology annotation, cellular component: gamma-tubulin complex; spindle pole; equatorial microtubule organizing center. Gene Ontology annotation, molecular function: microtubule minus-end binding; gamma-tubulin binding. Bases 4 to 3462 code for a protein of 1152 amino acids. Lineage: Eukaryota; Oomycota; Peronosporomycetes; Peronosporales; Peronosporaceae. The record is from RefSeq and is a predicted model, not a curated record. Gene Ontology annotation, biological process: meiotic cell cycle; spindle assembly; mitotic cell cycle. The transcript is spliced from 7 exons.
AAUAUGGCGCCUGUGCCAGCCUGGACGCGCGAGUGGCGGCCGCUCGCCAAGCAGCUCUGUGCGCACAUUAGCGGCAGUAACCAGGACCACGAAGAAGAUCAGUCUUCGCUCUCAAAGGAGGCACUGUUGCUGCGUGCCGACCGCGUCGUGGGGAAGCUGUACUCGCAUCGAUUCGUCGACUCUCUUCCACAGGACGUCCAUGCUCAAACCCAAGCGCUCGCCACAAAGUUCCGCGUACAUUCUCUUGAAGAACGAGCUGACAAAUUGCUGGAAUUGGCUCCGCAAUGCGACUAUCAAGUGUUAAAGCUUUUACUGGAGCUGGCGACGUCCCCGACGACCGCUACGGACCAAGAAGUGGAGGUGGAUCUAGAUUCUAAAAGCAGAUGGAAUAUGGUGCUGCAACAGGAGCAACUCAAACUCCAGCAGCACAAGAUGAUGCAGGACCAACUAGUCGAAGAGCUCUUCCAGAUAUCCACCAAUGACGAGUGGUACCAGGCCUGGGAGGACAGUGACGAGGACGAGAGCGACUGGGACAUGAGCAGUGCAGAUGAAAGUGCAGUCGAGAGCGAACGCAGUGUUGACACUCGUCAACGCAAUGCCAAGAGAUCGUGCGAAGCGUUAGAGGACGAUGAAUUUUCUAGACAACAGGAAGGGAGCAGUGAGAGCUCAGAGCAAGCUACACGACAAGGGAUGGAGAGGAAACGAAUGGAAUUAUCGGGCGAGGAAUUGCAGCAAGAUGAGAUGCUGUGUCGGUAUUAUCCUGAAGUUAGUAUACGAGAUAUGGAGAUUGACGAUAUGGAACUCACAUGUGAGCUGGAGACGAGAAAACUGGUUCCGUUUACGCUGGAGCGACCGUGGUUACUAUGUGAAGCAGUGGUCAGAAGCGCAGAUAGCACAGUGACAGCAAAGAAUAUCGUCGCAAACAGACUGAUUCACGAAGAAACUGUGGUGAGAAUGAUUUUUGAGGCGCUGCAUGGAGUUGAGUCGUAUUUGUUUGAAUUCCAGCCAGUGAGACCUUCACCCUCGAUCUUCAGUAUCGAUUUUCAAACGAAGAUUGUUGAGCGGUCUCGGAAGUCAUUAAGUACGGCGAUCGGACAUAUCUCGCCUUCGGUUUUACAACAUACACUGGAGGAUUUCAUGCAUGCAGCGACUGAUCUGCAGAUACUUCGAGAUUUCCUUGGGUUUAUCCGUCGAGCAUGGGACUUAAGUGAGCAACACCGGUGUGUGACACUAGAGGGCUUGGCAAAUGCACUGUCCGAUGUCAUAAGAAGCUUGACGGACUCAAUAUGUAACGUAGAGCAGCAGACCAACGUUACAACUGGAUUACAAGAGGACUCAAGUCCGUGGUCUGGAAUUAAUCCUCGACAGCCUACUUUGAUCGGAAUUUAUGGUGGGCUGAAGGAGAUUUUCAAGAUGAUUUCGUGGCUGAAAGGGGUAUUAGUGGGGUGCUUUAAUGGCCUCUCGGAUCGUCAUUGGCAUGAAGUGAAGCGUGCAGAGCAAGCGAAGUGCGUGCUUGACUCACUGUACCACAGUAUGGAAGUUGAAUACGUUGAAGGUGUGACAGCCGACGAAGCUGCAAGAGACUCAGGGCUUUUAUCACGAUCCGAUGUACUGUUGCAUUUAUUUAUUGGAGCGUUGAACCCGUACUUGGAUUUGAUAAGCCGGAUGAUCUUCGAAAGGGGUCAUUUUGAGACGAUUCCUCUGGAUGGAGAGUCGUUUUUCGCUACUCCUCCGUCAAUGAGCGUUGGUGCUUCUCCAAUUCGCGAAAGAAACCGAAGCUUUCGCGAUGGACUGAUGUCACUGGCUCCGUUCGAAGUCAAUCGAUCUCUUGUGCCGACAUUCCUAGAGUUAAUAAUACCCUUGAUGAACGAGGCAUUGGCGAGUCGACAGCUGAAGAACCGAUUUUUGCAGCAACAGCAACACGCACCAUUUGAACCCCUGACGAAGCCUGGGCAACCUGAUCUCUCUUUACAAGAGUCUUUAAUAAUGGAACUUGAGACGAUCGGGUACAGACGAAAUCGUGGCAUUAUUUCGGUCUGUAAAGCUAAGACUUGGGACACCGAAGAAGACCCACUUUCCAUGCAGGAAACACUACUGGAGUGUGUGCCUUUCAACAGGAUAUUAGAACGAUGUCUCACUAGACACCUCGAGAACAAGUGUCAUGAACUAAAUGGUGAGAUUACUGAUAUCUUUCGAGAUAAACUGAACUACAUGGAGCACGUAAAAGCUCUCCGGAUGUUCGUUCUCAUGGAACAGCAAGACGUUUUCAACGUUUUCAGCGAAAGAUUGGUUGCUCACAUGCAAGAGAAUCCAAUCGCAUGGGCUGACAGCGAGAAGAUUAACUCAUUUCUUCAGAGUGCGGUUCAAGGAGUGUUCGAGGACAAUUCGUUGUCAUCUUCCCAGAGGCAAAUUGGUGGUCGACUAUCUGUCCGUGUUGACUUCAGCCUGUUGGAUAGCACUUCACGUGGUGCAAGAAUCGAUAUCGCAACUAUGAAGUGUUUGCACUUUACAUUUGCUGCGCAACAGACGCUUCGAGUACUUUUCAGCGCAUCGAUCAUGCAGAAAUACUCUAAACUUGGCGUUUUCCUCGUUCAGGUGAAGGCUGUGGAGUCCGCCUUGGUCAAGUUUAAGUCUAGCCUUCGCCAUCGUCGAAGCUAUUCGUAUAUCGAAAAGGACAUGCGUCAACUGCUUAUUCAAAGCGCUGAUAUGCUGCAUUACACCAAGAGUUUGCUGAGUUAUCUUACCAGUCAGGUAGGAUAUGAUCCUCGACAAAGUAUCGAGCCUGGUUGUAUUCACUUCUACAAUAUUCGACGACAGAUAGCAAGUGCAGGAUGGUUAAAAUAUCGCCAUAUCCUGCAAUCGUCACGAAGCUUGGCAGAGAUGGACGCAACUCACGAGCAGUAUCUCGAUCUCUUACUAAACCGUUUUUUUCUUCUGGACAAGCACGCGACUGUGAUCCAGUACAUUUUGACGACCUUCAACCACAUUUUGCGCUUUGUUCGCCAAGUCGAUGAAUUUGUCAGCGCUGUAGAUCGAAACAUGCAGAAAUACUUUCCCGAUUACUGCAGUGAUGAAGACUCGGAUCAAUUAGCUACCCCACGUGUUGGCAAAGCGCCGAGUGUCCGCCUGCUGGAGCACCCCGAUUUCCGCUCCCUUGAGUCAGAAUUGGCAAGAAGUUCAAGAGAGUUCAAGCGGCAGUCGCAUUUCCUGGUUGUUAUGCUGACAGCCAUGCAGAAGCACGGGGCGUCGCCUCAUGUGAACGAAAUAGUGACCCAGCUCAACUACAAUUACUUCUACCACCAGCAAGAGAGCCGAUCACGAACACAGCCCCAAGUUCAGCAGCAGCGUCCAGUCAAACAAGUGAACCAAGCCCAAGCUCUUCCACUCAAUCGAUCAAGGUCGCUGCGUCCUCCACCGGCUCCGAAAAAAUUCUCACGAACCGGAUCUGUGCCGUUAUCAUAGACUACGCCUCGUAGGAGUCGCAAACGUAAUUUAAUUCGUUUGACCAACUUUGCUAUACAGGUUUUACUUCAAAGU